Messenger RNA from Pseudophryne corroboree (corroboree frog), 4987 nucleotides. RefSeq names its product dermatan sulfate epimerase like (gene DSEL). NCBI's taxonomy places the organism in Eukaryota, Metazoa, Chordata, Amphibia, Anura, Myobatrachidae. Gene Ontology annotation, molecular function: sulfotransferase activity; chondroitin-glucuronate 5-epimerase activity. The transcript has 2 exons. The record is from RefSeq and is a predicted model, not a curated record. The coding region runs from base 1049 to 4681 and encodes 1210 amino acids.
ACCCACAUCACGGUAAAAGCUCUCACCCUUUGCUGCACUCCAGAAUCAUCCCCCUUUUCCUUUUCCUUUCCCUGGUAUUCGCCGCCCCGUGAUAUGUCCCUGCUCCCUGGUGAGUGCUGAUCACUACCUCGCAGACGGAGCAUGCAGAGGGAAAGAAGGCAGGCUCAUCCUUCUAGCUGUGCCCAGUCUGCCCCUGCCACUGCAGCAGCAGCAGCAGGAGAAGAAGAGAGGUUUCUACAUCCAUCAUUUACACUACAGACUGGAAUCCUAAUUCUUACUUCCUUUCCAGACUUCUGGCAGCAGUCUCCUCUUUCACGGCUUGCAGCUGCAAAUUAGCAAUUGUUAAGCUUCCCGCAAGGCACAUUAGCCCGAUCAGUCAAGAGAAUACAAAGGAAUUCACACUCUUGCACAGCUGAAAUUGGGAAAUGGGAACAGAAAUAAUUGAAAAGCAGAUGGUGGUUUUCUGAAAUUGUCCUUCCUUCAACAAAAAAGCAGCAAAGAAGAGAAGCAUUUGGUUAAUUGUCAUGCCAAAUCUACAAAAAAAAGUAUAACAUUGUUUUGAUGAAUCAGACAUUUUAAUUACUGACAACUGGAAAAUGAAUUAAUGGCACAAAAAAAAAUUCCAACAUUUUCACAUAUGCUUUAUUUGGCAAUAACUGAAGAAAUGCAUCAUAAAGCAGCACACAAAUGUUGCAGGAGAGCUCAGUAAUUAGUUAAGAAAACAAGUAUGACUGCUGUUCACCAAGUCCUAGUAUUUUGUUUAUUCUAUGUCCGCUUUAUUUAAGAAAGUAUAGAAAUCACAGACAUGCUAUUUCAAAUAUAUUAAAUGGUUUCCUAUUACGUUCCAAUAUUACAGACAUAAUUAUUAUACAGAAGGGAAAAUCAUGAAAUAUCAUUCGUAACCAAGAUAUUCAUAUCUGUAUGUAAAGUCCCUUAAUUUCAUAUUUACCAAUGUAUGCCAAAAGCAGGUACCUAAAUGUAUGCAUGUGGUUAAAAGAAUAGAUUUAAAAUGAAAGAAAUCUGUCAUUGAUUCAUAGCCUAAUGGAUCAUGGCUCCAAAUGUAGCAGGACACAAUGUUUUUGCAAUGAUAUUUAUUUUUCUAUCACUUUGCUAUGUCUCUUGUAACAAUUAUACUAAUGAAUGGAUAGUACUGAAAGGAGAUGUCUCUCAAUAUAACAUAUUGUCUCAUGAUACCACUAGUAUCAAGCAGAAAAACAAUCCAUCUUAUCCACGGCUAUAUUUUGAUAGUGCUGAUGUUCAAGGACUUAAGCAAAAGUCCCACACCACCCAUUUACAUUUAUUUAGGACAAUUAGGAAUGCAGUAAGCAAGAUGCUGGCUAAUCCGUCUUUUUACUUGCCUCCUCCAAAGCAUGCUGAUUUUGCAGCCAAAUGGAAUGAGAUUUAUGGAAAUAAUUUGCCACCAUUGGCAUUAUACUGUCUUCUUUCUCCAGAUGAUAAAACUGCAUUUACUUUUGCACUGGAAUAUAUGGACAGAAUGGUUAAUUAUAAAGACUGGCUGGUCCAAAGUGCUCCUGGUGAUGAGGUACCACUUGCACACUCUUUAACGGGUUUUGCCACCUCAUAUGACUUUUUAUAUUGGUCUCUUGACCAUGAUAGAAGACAAAAGUAUUUAAAAAAAAUAGAGACUGUUAGUAAAGAGCUGUAUGACUAUUCCAAAGUUCGGUCAUGGGGAAAACAAUUCCUCCACAACCACCAAACCACUAAUAUGCUUGCAUUGCUCAUUGGAACUCUAGUUGUUGAAGAAUCAACCAAGGCCAAAUCAACCCAGACAAACAUGUGGAAAGAAACGGUUAUUGAUGUUAUGGAAAAAACAAUGUUUCUUCUUAAUCAUGUAGUGGAUGGAUCUCUUGAUGAAGGAGUUGCGUAUGGCAGCUAUACAUCAAAAUCAAUUACACAAUAUGUUUUCUUAUCAAAGCGCCAUCUUGGAAUUAAUCAUUUUGAAAACAACUGGCUGAAAAUGCACUUUUGGUUUUAUUAUUCUACUUUGUUACCUGGUUUCCAGAGAACUAUCGGAAUAGCAGAUUCUAAUUAUAACUGGUUUUAUGGUCCAGAAAGCCAGUUGGUGUUUUUGGACACAUUUAUUCUAAUGAAUGGGUCUGGAAACUGGUUGGCACGUCAAAUCCGAAAACACAGACCUAAAGAUGGACCAAUGGUACAAUCUACAGCACAAAGGUGGUGCACACUUCAUACAGAAUAUUUGUGGUAUAAUGCAGAACUUCCAUCACAGCCUCCACCUGAUCACGAAACACCAAAAAUGCAUGUGUUUCCAAACUGGGGAGUCGUAACUUAUGGGGCUGGCAUGCCUAAUACACAGACUAACACAUUUCUUUCUUUCAAAUCAGGAAAGCUUGGUGGUCGUGCAGUUUAUGACAUUGUUCACUUUCAACCAUACUCUUGGGUAGAUGGGUGGAGAAGUUUCAACCCUGGGCAUGAACAUCCAGAUCAAAAUUCUUUCACAUUUGUACCAAAUGGUCAAGUUUUUGUCUCUGAGGCUCUCUAUGGACCAAAAUUUAGUCAUUUAAAUAAUGUUUUAGUUUUUGCUCCAUCGCCUACCAGUCAUUGCAAUCAACCAUGGGAAGGUCAACUUGGUGAAUGCUCCCAGUGGCUAAAAUGGACAACAAAUGAAUCUGGAGAUGCAGCUGGGGAGAUUAUAACAGCAAGUCAACAAGGGGAGACAAUGUUUGUAAGUGGUGAAGCAGUGUCUGCGUACUCGUCCUCCAUGAAAUUAAAUAGUGUUUAUCGUUGCUUGAUGCUUUUAAAUCACCAGACAUUACUUGUGGUUGAUCAUAUUGACAAGCAUGAAGGUUCUCCUGUAUCCUUAGUCAGUGCCUUCUUUCAUAAUCUUGAUAUUGAUUUUAAGUAUGUUCCAUUUAGGUUUCUUAAUAAAUUCAAUGGUGCUAUGAUGGACAUAUGGGAUGCACAUUAUAAAAUGAUUUGGAUAGACCAAAAUGGUAAUAGUCCUUUAGCUAAGAUACAGGAAGCCGAGCAGACGGCUGAAUUCAAAAAGCGCUGGACACAAUUUGUAAAUGUUACCUUUCAGUUAAACCAAAAAGUUUCAAGAAUUGCUUACUUAUUUCAUGGACCGUAUGUUAAUGUGUCAAAUCUAAAAUUCUUAGACAGUAGCAAAUAUGGAAUUAAACUCUCUAUUAAAAUUAACAAUACAGAAAAUAUAGUGUCUAUGGUAACAGACUACAAUGAUCUUGAGGUCAGAUUUAAUUUUCUUGGUUUUGGAGGUUAUGCAAAAUUAGAAGACCAGGAUAAAAUAGUACGAUUUGGCUUGGCUAUUGAGCAUGUUAAGAAAAAUAAACUAAUCAAUAUGAAUGUGUUUAAUUUUGGUCUAAAGGUAAAUUUAAUAUUAGGCUUAAUGUUAUGUAUAAGCUUGGGGAUUUUAGCAUUUCAUUGGAGAUUCUACAUUUCCUUUGGUAAAUUGAUGCGCUGGAUGCUAGUAUUGAUUAUAGCACUGUGGUUUUUUGAAUUGGUAGAUGUGUGGACAACAUGUACUCAACCUAUUUGUGCAAAGUGGAAUAGUGAAGGAGCAGACACAGAGAUAAUUAAGAAAUCUGAAAUGCAUUCCAAUCUGCCUGUUGUAGUAAUUACGUCUCUUCCAGGUUCAGGAGCUGAAAUUUUAAAGCAACUCUUUUUUAAUAGUUCAGAUUUUAUUUACAUUAAGGUCCCUACAGUUUACAUUGACAUUCCUGAAGCAGAAUACAAAAUUGAUUCAUUUGUGGAUGCAUGUGAGUGGACUAGAUCUGAUGUGGAUGAUGGCCAUUUUCAACUUAUUCAAGGUUGGCUUCAGUCAUUGCUACAGAAUACAAAGCUCCAUCUACAGAAUAUUGAUUUGCAAGAACCCAGCAAACCCAAGCUUUUUCACCAUACCACAAUUAGCAAAGAAAAGAAGCGAAGAUAUAAGAGAAGAGACCUUUUUUCCGAGCAAAGGAUUAAACUUAAAGCAUAUUAUGAUAGGGAUGCUGAUUAUGUUAGACAGCUUCGCAAACAUUUGGUGUUGUUUCCCAAGGCUCAGCCUGUCCUUGGUUUAAAUAGUGGAAGCUGGACUUUAAAGCUUCCAUUCAUUGAAAAGACUAUUGGACCUCAGUUAAGGGCAAUAUUUAUUGUUCGAGACCCCCGUGCUUGGGUUUAUUCCAUUCUAUAUAAGAGUAAUCCAAGUUUGUACACCUUGAGAAAUAUUCCUCAACGUUUAUCAGCAAUGUUCAGAAAUGAAGAAAAGCAGAAAUGUAAAUCAAAUUCUGGCUUUGCUUUGGAAUAUGACUCACUGAAAGAAGAGAUUUCCAACUCUAAGUCAAAUGCUUUAUCAAAACUCGCUCACCUAUGGUUAGCCAAUGUAGCAGCAGCCCUUAGAAUAAAUAAUGAUUUGCCAUCAAAAAAUUACCUUUUGAUUAAAUUUGAGGACAUUGUUAACUUUCCAGAAGAGACCGCUGACAGUAUGUACAAAUUUUUUGGUAUCCCUGUUUCACCUGCAAGUUUGAAUCAAAUAAUGUUUGCAGGUUCCACAAACUUGUUUUAUCUACCACAUGAAGGAGAAAUUUCACCCUCAAACAUAAAUACAUGGAAGCAUAAUAUGCCUAGUGCAGACAUUGGAUUAAUUGAGGAUAUCUGCUGGAAACUAAUGGACAAACUUGGAUAUGCAAGAAUUAGAGAUUGAUGGGUUAAUUUUAAAGCCACUAAAAUAGACUAAGCCAAAACAAAUGAUCACUAUGAAUGAUUUUGAGUGGUAGCUCCUCUGUGCUGCAGGACAGCAGUCAUUUGCACUAUCUCAAUAUGAUUUAUGAAUCACAAUAAAUAAAUAAAUAUAUAUUGUUUAUUCUUGUAUAUUGUCUAUAUAGCUUUUUUUACAGAGAUUAUUUUAUGCAUUGGAAUUUUCAUAAAUUAUAUUAAUGUAAUAAAAAUACACUUUCAAGUUCUAAAGAACUACUAAAAAAAUUAAUAAAUCACCCAAAAAUUCUGGGGA